GCAGGCUGGAGAGAGAAGACGUGUGUUAAGAUUUCGUUCGGAUUUUUAACCCCGGAGGGGUCCUCAAUCUUGUCCCCCAGGAUGGGACCCACACCAGUCGACUAAAACCCAGGUACCUAUUCGCUGCUAGGUAAACAAGACAGCAGGUGUAAGGAAACACGUCGAAAUGUUUCCACCCGCCGAGAAUCGAACCCGGGCCCUCCAUGUGUGAAGCGAGAGCUUUAGCCACCAGGUCACCGGGUCACCAUUUCCCUUGAUAUGGACUAAUGAAGCCACUGUGUGGCGAAACGUUAUCCUUAUUAAAGAUACCCAAGUGUUGCACAUGUGUCUAAUUUACCAACUUGUCGGUUCUCUGAACCAUUAAUCUUCACAUAUAUUAACGGUAUUUAUUAAAGAGGACGUCCCGCCACGAGAUACUUAUGCUUUUAUGCGAAUUAUUAUAAAUUGUAGGUUUUUCUCCUACGUGUGUUCGUGAGUAAUGACGUAUGUUUGUCUACCUCUGGGAGAACACUAACCCCCUCCCACUUACAUUUUUCCAGUAUUAUCAAUAUUUUUGCAUUAAAUAUUGUUUAGUAGUGAUACAUUUUUUAUACUUUAUUGUUGAAUUUUUAUUUACAGGUCACAGAGAAGUGGGAAGGACGUGAAGUGGUUAGAAGCUUCGUGUGCUCAACCUCUCAGUCCACCCUCAACACAACAAACUGUCUUCCAGCAACACUGGUUGAUCAAACGAAGACUUUACAACAACCAUGGCUGAGAUUGUUGUUACUGGUGAUGAAGUAGAGUGUUCUGGGGAUGAUGCAGAGUUACAAGCCAGAACUACAAGUGGUUUACAAGCCAAGUUUUACAUAACUUGUCUUCCUAAUGAACUUUUGCUACACAUUUUCUCAUUCCUUAGUGUUCCAGAACUGUGUUUUAGCGUGGCUCCUGUGUGUACUGCAUGGCGAGACUUGGCCAAAGAUCCCAUACUGUGGAGACAUCUUGAAUUUAAUUUCGUGUAUAACACAGACACCAAGAGAGAGCAGAGGUUAGUGACAGCCUCACCUUUCUUGCUAUCACUGGAAUUGCAAAAUCUUACGAAUGGUAAUUUCCUGCUUCACGUCGCAGAUUCUUGUAAAAUGCUGAGGAAACUCACGCUCAUACAUUGUAUUGAUCCAUCAUACACGUGUGUACUUCAACUUUCUGAGAGAAAUCGCCCCGUCAUACAAAGGUUGAUUACAGACAGACACUCAAGGUUGACUUAUAGUUUUCUUCUAACUUCUGGUUUCAAGGAACUGCGAUAUUUAAACUUUAACAUGUGUUCAUCACUAACUGAUGAAGAAUUGGAAAGUAUUGCUAGACAGUGUAAACAUCUCCAAUACCUUAACAUUGAAGACAUGUCUGAGAUACACGAUUCUUCAAUAACAUUACUGACGAAGGAGCUCGGUCACUGUCUCAAGAGUCUUCACAUACAUGGUAAAUAUUUAACAGACAUCUCAUAUAAGUCAUUUAGUAACCUAGUGCUGCUGGAAGAACUAAUGAUCAUGAAGUGUGUUAACAUGACUGACGUUGGACUACGUGGGCUGCACGGUCUAAAAAAGCUGACCUCGCUAACACUUUUCUUGGAUGAUGGCGUAAGUGUGACUGGCCUCACAGAUCUGUUUACAGGGAAACGUUUAUCGCAGUUGGUUCACCUUGAGCUUGUAUUUCAGUCCUUGAAUGACUUGGUAGUGAAAACCCUGGCAAGGAAUUGCCCUAACCUGCUCAGACUAACACUCAAAUGUAUGACGGCAACUUACGGCAUGUUCAACCCACCACUGCUUACUAGUUCCACUAUGACUGACGCUGGUAUUGCCGAGGUGGUGGCUCGGUGCCCACUGCUCCAAGAACUCAAUUUGACUAGAAUGCCAAACCUCACUGGCACUGCUCUCAUUAACAUUCCCACAGCUCUUCCUCAUCUAAGUGGACUAGAGCUCUGGGGCUGCAGCAGAGUUAAUUCAACAAUUAUACAACGUCUGGAAGAUCAGAUACCGUCACUCAUUGUGUUUUCUCCAAAAGAGUUAGGCUGGGUAAGAAGCUUCAGAUGAACUGCAAGAAAUGUCAAAGAAAAUUAAACAUGCAAUAAUAAGUAACACCAGAGUGUAACAUUAUGUUAGUGUUAACACAGUGCAGUAGUUACUCGUUAUAACAACUGUUAUAUUAUGCAUGUCCCAUAAAAUAAUUUUGAACAGUGAAUAUACAACAUUUUCCUGAACAACUUGUUACUUGAACCAACAUAGAAUUUUGAUCCAAGGUUAAUAAAUUUGUGUGUGAACAAUUUGUAUAAUAUUUUAGUUAUAGCUAAUAAACAGUUUUCUAUAACAUUUGUAAUAUUUCAUUUUCUUUUAUUUCUGGACUAACUUAAUUAAACUUUAUGGGAGGGUCCUUGAUUCUGGUAAGUAAGUAAGUAAGUAAAUUUAUUCAGGUAUACACAGUACAGUUACAUAGAAUUAUCAUACAUAGCAGCAUAUGUGUAGAGAACCUAGGAUAACCCAAAAAAGUCAGACAGAGUGACUUAUUUCCAUUGGUGAAGGGGCUGUUGAUCCAAGGAAUUUUAUCCCAUUCCUUCAGGUUUAGUUUUCUGUUCAUGGCUGGUUAAUGGGGUUUCAAGACUGUCGACGACAUUGCGGUCAUGUUAUCUGUUCACCACCAGCCAAGAAUAUAAUCAAUAUUAAUAAGCAUGUUCAACUGAAUGUUCAAUUGUCCCAUGGCUCGGUUGGUAGCGCACUCAGCUCACACACUAAAGUCCGUGGUUCGAUCUCCGGUACGGGUGGAAACAUUAGGACGCGUUUCUUUAAGACACCUGCUGUCCCUGUUCACCUAUCAGUAAACAGGUACCUGGGUACUCGCCUAGUUGUGCUCACCUAGUUGAGGUUGCAGUGGUCGGGUCCUAGCUCCUGGCCCCGCCUCUUCACUGGUCGCUACUAGGUCACUCUCCCUGAACUGUGAGCUUUAUCAUACCUCUGCUUAAAGCUAUGUAUGGAUCCUGCCACCACUACAUCGCUUCCCAAACUAUUCCACUUCCUGACUACUCUGUGGCUGAAGAAAUACUUCCUAACAUCCCUGUGAUUCAUCUGUGUCUUCAACUUCCAACUGUGUCCCCCUAUUGCUGUGUCCAAUCUCUGGAACAUCCUGUCUUUGUCCACUUUGUCAAUUCCUCUCAGUAUUUUGUAUGUCGUUAUCAUGUCCCCCCCCCUAUCUCUCCUGUCCUCCAUUGUCGUCAGGUCGAGUUCCCUUAACCUCUCCUCGUAGGACAUACCUCUUAGCUCUGGGACUAGUCUUGUUGCAAACCUUUGUACUUUCUCUAGGGUGUUAGUCUACUGGUGUGGGUCGCAUCCUGGGAACAUAAUUAACCUAAUUUGCCCGGAAUGCUCUGCAUAAUGAGAUUUCUAUAUAGUAUGUCAUGGAUGUCAGCUAUGGUCUGUAUACAUUGUACCUGUACCGACCAUAGUGGUCGUGUUGCCGACCAUAGUGGUCGUGUUGCCGACCAUAGUGGUCGUGUUGCCGACCACAGUAAAGACUCGGGUGGAACAAGCCUCACGAGACGACUGUUUUGUUAUUAACUCACGAUGAAGCUCUAAACCAUUGUCUCUUAUGACUUAAUAAAGCUCUGCAUAGGUCGAAAUAGUGUCUCACGAUCUGACAGUUUCGCACAGGUCGAAAAGUUGUCUCGUAAUUUGAGUUUUGCACCGGGUGUCGUAGCUGGUAGAAGGGUGUUCGUAUGGCCUCUUAGCCUUGACUUCAGCUUCGCAUUAUCAACAGAACGCACCAUGCAUUCAGGCUCUGCCAGAUCCGUCAAGUCUCAUUAGUGUAAUCACACUUUUAGCUAAAUACCACAUGUCGAUGAGCAAUCGCCCGAAGUAAUUAUGAAGUCACCUCGGACGGAAGCCAUGGCCAUGAAAACGAACACCGCCUAUGCAAUAAUGCACACAAACACCUGUUGUUAUUGUUUUUUUGGUCUUUUGAGGUGGGUCGGCAUGGGUUGUGGGAAUAGGUUGGACCUAUUGGCCCCCACCCCUCCCUACCUCCAUUGGGACCUUUCCCUGCAGUCGUUUCUGCGCCUGGGAAAGGUACAGAGGAGAGGAGGCAUUGAUGGGUAGGGGCUUGCAAGGCUUGUGGGUCGUGGGUUGCAAUGGGAGUCGCCUUACGUAAGGGGUGGAAUGCAUUGUAUGUUGCAGUGGAGAGCGUUGCUAGUCAGCCAGCCGUUAUGGAACUCGUGAAGGUUAUUUGCAUAAGAGCAACAGACGCUGGUUGCAGCUGCAGGCGAUCAGGUGACAGAUAUAUGGUGACCAGGGAACAGGUACGAGACACCAUGAUCUGUACUAGGGGAGGAAUGUCAUCGCAAGACGAUUAGACUAACAAGGUGAAAGGACGGUGAAUUGUCCGUGCAAGUUGCUAGCUUGCCAUAAUGCAACAUGUGUGUGCAUGAAUGCAGGGGAACCUACAUGGUGACAUGUCUAUACUCACCUAUUUGUACUCACCUAUCUGUAAUCACCUAUUUGUGGUUACAGGGGUCGAGACAUAGCUCCUGGCUCCGCUUCUUCACUGAUGGCUACUAGGUCCUCUCU
This is a messenger RNA of Cherax quadricarinatus, 4583 nucleotides long. Its product is annotated as F-box/LRR-repeat protein 14-like. Gene Ontology annotation, molecular function: protein binding. The record is from RefSeq and is a predicted model, not a curated record. NCBI's taxonomy places the organism in Eukaryota, Metazoa, Arthropoda, Malacostraca, Decapoda, Parastacidae.